Messenger RNA from Lytechinus pictus (painted urchin), 4707 nucleotides. RefSeq names its product protein c-Fos-like. Gene Ontology annotation, cellular component: nucleus. NCBI's taxonomy places the organism in Eukaryota, Metazoa, Echinodermata, Echinoidea, Temnopleuroida, Toxopneustidae. Gene Ontology annotation, biological process: regulation of transcription by RNA polymerase II. Bases 1750 to 3447 code for a protein of 565 amino acids. Gene Ontology annotation, molecular function: DNA-binding transcription factor activity, RNA polymerase II-specific; RNA polymerase II cis-regulatory region sequence-specific DNA binding. The record is from RefSeq and is a predicted model, not a curated record. The transcript has 4 exons.
GGUAGUAUUUUCAAAUUUGCUCACAAACACAAUUGCUGCCCAUGCCUUGAGUAACAAUAUGGAAACGAUUGUUUAUUGUGCAUUUAUACACGUGAGCAAGCAGGCUACUGAGCGGGGCGACUCAAAAAUCCCGCGUAUUUAGCUGCUGGAUACAAUAGACUAUACAUUAAGAACAUUUGCAUAUAGCGAGCUUAUCGUUGCUACGGGCUGUUUGACGUCAUCGUGUCGUCCGUGCUUCUGUCUGAUAGCUCUUCAUAGCAACCAUGUAAUCUCUCAUUGUGACGUCAAGCUUAUCCGUUUCAGUACACCAGCAGCGUCGAGUGUGCUUGUAGUAAAACUAUUAACGUAUUGUGCUGGUACAAUGACUCGUUCCUUCCAAAAGAUGACAUCAUUUUUCCAUUGCCGGUGCGGAAAGUUUUCAGGACAGUCAAAGCAUCCUGGAUGGGAGGGACAUGGAUGACGUCAUGUUUCUCGUCUUUCUUUGGACAUCGUCCAAUAAAACCAUGAAUGAACCUGUCAAAUCCGACGGUGUUGUUUACCUGUGGUUUAUUUUUAGAACUGAUCUCGCAAAAGCACGUGGAAUUGUUGUCAGUGGUUGAAUUGAACAUGGACCUACUACUCUAGUAGGUCCAUGAAUUGAAGGACUGAGAUAAAAAAUUUCCACACUUCGACCCCUCCCGGUUUUCAAGGAAUGGAAAAUGAUAGUCAACCUAUACAUUUCAAAUGUCAUGAUUAUGGGUGUGAUAUACAUUGUGAUUGAUAAAAAUAAUCUAUUUAUCAAUGGUUUCUUGAGGCUUCGAAAAUCUUUAUGACAUUACUAUCUGGGGGUAGCUAUAAUUUAUAUAGCUUUAUUACUGCGGUAUAAGUAUAUGGUCAUGAUGAUGUACACUGUAAAAAUAUUUGGUAAAAUGUUUACCACCACGAGGGUAAUAUUAUGUGUCCAACCGAUUUGGGGGGCAGUAUUUUACCCGAUGCGGGAAACAUAAUUAUUAUUGUCCAGUAUAAGGUUAAAAAAUAAACAGCAAUUACUUAAGAAUGGGCAAAUUUUCAUCACGCUGGAUAAAUAAAAAUGCCCCAAAGAAAUGCCCAAUGUUGGCUGGACACAUAAUUACCCUCAUUGAGCGCUUUUACCCAAUAUUUUUUUAGAGUGUAGUCCGUCCACAUGACAUUUAACUAAGUACAUUUUAUCACUGAUUUCAGCAUUAUCUGAAAUUUGUGAUUUUCAUUAUGUCGUCGUAACGAAAUUGUUCUUUUGACAUUUUCUGUGACUGUUUUAGAAGCCAUUAACUAAUCUAGCAAGCAUGAGCUUGAGCUUCGAUUAAUAGAAAAGUGAUUGGAGAGAUAACUCGUAUGUUCCAUUUAGCUAAAUUUCUGACCACAGAGCUUCAGAAAAAUCCAUUAAUUCCAUCCAGGUCCUUAUUAUUAUUUUUUUUUACUAUUGCUCAACCACUAACCCACCUGGCAUUCGUAACCACGGUAACGAAUUGUUGUUACUUGUGAAGCUGGUAUUGUUUUUUUUUACCGUGAAAGAUUUCUGCAUUGAUUUUGAAAGAGAGAUCAAUAUGCCUAAAACAUAAUGUGAUAAUAACCGACAGCUUUCAUGUGAUUUUGAUUUUUUUAAAACUCCCUUUUAUGUGCUUUAACUAUAAUUCUGCCAACAUGAUUUUUUUUCUUCUAACAUAAUAUCAAUAUAUUGAUCCUCCUUUAUACAGCUUUGAACCUUGGACUGUAAUCACUCAGCAGGAAUCGAUGGGGCUGUACUCGAAAUCCCAUGUCGAACACAAUUCACCCAAGGAACAACACACUUUAUCUAUAGAUUUAGAAGAUAUGAUGAAAGGAAGUGGGCAAUCCAGUCCACAGCGUGCUAGUAUUACAUCAAGCAGUAUCAGUAAUACCCCGCCCACCACCCCACUAACACCCGGUACUCCUUUAAGUGGUCCGGGUACGCCUAUCAUACCCACUGGAUCGCCAUCUAUUGCCUCCCAGUCACCACUUGGACCUCCCACCACGCCAAGCUACCCAGGACCAUAUCGACAUCGACUUCCAUCGUUCACGGAGAGCGACUCGCAAUCGUCGACCCGCGACACGCUGUCAGACGAUGCCGCCUCGCCGUCGGACUCGCAAAGCGACGUCGCAUCUGUAGGAAGCGGUAGUACGGCUGAAUGGGUGAACUUUGACAUCACCCCUCUUGUUAAGAAGGAGCUCAAGGAUGCCAUCAUUACGAGGAGAAAGACAAGAGGGUUACCCGAUGUCAGAGUCGAUUUUACUCCACGACUUCCAGACAAGCUAACCCCAGAAGAAGAAGAAAGACGUCGACAUCAGAAGGAAAGAAACCGUGAUGCUGCCUCAAAGUGUCGUAGUAAAAAGAGGGAUGCUGUGGGACGACUUGUAUAUGAAGCACAGCAGCUAGAAACAGAGAAUACAAAGCUUCGAGAAGAAAUGAAAGCGCUUGAAACAGAAAGAGGCCAGCUACAGUUCCUCCUUGACAUGCACUCCUCAAAGUGUAUGAUGCAGCAGGCAUCACCACCGAUCACCAACCCUUCAUCAAUCAUCCAGAUCACAGACUCAACUGGCGAAUCGAUAUCAGUCCCACUUCUCAUCCAGGAUACGGAUGAGACAACCAUACAAGAUUUGCAUGCCUUGAGCGAGACAGUGGUGAUCGGAGCAAAGACGGAAGCGACAACGCCAAUGGCAGAGUCGGCAUCGUCUUACGGAUCAUCAUGCUUCCCUCCAACACCGUCAACAACUCAUAGCCACAGUUGCACGGAACCCUCAACUCCUGCCACCCCAACGAGUGUAAAUAUGGAUGCACCCGUAUUUCCUACCAUAUCGUUAAGCUCUAUUCCAGUGACCACAGUUGUAGAUCAUAGUACUUUCCAGGAAUGCACCAGUGGCUCGCCAAUCGCUUCUCUUGCCAGUAGUUCCACAAUGAUUACCGAUGCCUUCACCAUGCCAGACAUUGCAGAUUUCCAUCCGGUCGUACCUCCAACGCCUGAAUUGCUAGAUGACAACAACGACCCAUUUUCCGAAUCGUUCGUCCAACAAUAUCUUGGUGGCGAUCCAUUACUAUCUUCAGACUUUUCUCUGCCGAACAUUGCGGACAACUCGACAAUCCUUGACAGUUAUCUUAGUACCAAAUCUGCUUCGGCAGACGUAUCGAUGGCCGACGCAGAAUGCACUGCAGAAAGCGGACAGAUCUUACCUUCGACAGGGAGGUCAAUCAGCGGUGAUGGCUACACUGAACACCAGCAGCCUUUGCUGGAUAUUCAUUUUCCUCAAGGUGAAGCGGGGGGAAUAAACCUAGUUUCUUCAAGAGUGGACAACCCCAAUCGUGAUGCAUCCGAAAUUCUCUCAUUAUCAGCCUUGCUUGGAGUCUCACUGGGCGAUUUUGACGGAACAAUUGAUGACACAUCGCCUAUCAGUAUACCUUCAAAUAUAGUGCAAUAGGUCUUUUGUGUAGCAUUCUUGAUAGUUUUCAGAGUUACAAAUCCUUGCCCGGGAUAUACUGAUGAUGUAUAAUGUUAUUUCGGUGCAUGUUUUGACCAAACGAAGAAUGGACAGCGCACAUACGGCACUUUUGAUCUAAUCACGAUCGUCAAUAUUCUUUUUUGUCGUAUCUUCUUGUUUGUGGUAAAAUGGAUUAAAUCCAUAUUAUGCUUUCAUACAUAAUUGGAGAAUUAAUCACGUUGUUUAGAUGGAUUCCUGUGGCCGUUUCAUAAAGCUGUUCGUAAGUUAAGAGCGACUUUAAGAAAGACUGGUGAACCUUCUUACGCGCUAAACCAUCGCCAAUGAACAUUUGGGUCGUCAUUCGGCUCUAAUCAGAGCUACCGGGCCACAUUCGGUUCGAUUCUUGCCACUAUUUGGGUGGCAUUCGGCUUUAUUCGGAAUGGCCAAAAUUGAUUCGGGUCAAUUCUUGGCGAUUCUGCGCUUAAUCGGGACCAAUUCCUUUGUAUUCGGGGAGCUCCCCCAAUCGGAGACGAAUAGGUUCCGAGUCCAUCCGAAUCAGGCCAUAUUUGGGCAGAAUCGUUUCAAAUUUAUUCGGGAGAAAUCGGUUUUGGAGUAACCCUGGGUUUAAAGAAAAAGAGAGAGAGAGAUUUGCCCCGAAUGUUUUAGCAGCUGAAAUAUCUGAUCAGUAUCUCGAUCUCAGUCGCUGUACGUCGUGUAUUGCUUAUCUAUUGCAAAGUGUGAAUCUAUGUGUCGUAUUUGUAAUGUUUUCAGAAAGCAUAUUUUUAUGUUUAUUUUUCAUCAAAUGAACUGAGUGUAUUAUAAGCUGAAUAAUCCAUGCAGAUUGAAAAAAAAAAUACUCUUCAAGAUUCUUUUUUAUUGUAAUCAGAUAUAUGCAAAAUGCAUUCAAUGUUUAUUAAUUUGAUAAUAAUUAUACUCAGCUAUGACAUUUUUAAUGUAUUUAAUGGAAUAUGAUCAAUAAUACUUUGAAUGAGAAAUCGAAUCAUACACAUUAUACAUGUAUGUUUACCUAUAGGUUCUGUCUUUCAAUAAAAAAUGAAAUUAUAUGACCCUGUCUUUAAAUAAAAUCAUAUUCUAUAAUGGAGGCAAUGAGGCAAAAAACACAAAAAACAGGAGACUGAGUUUGGAUAUGAAGCUGUCUUUCCGAAAGGAAAAUACGAGGGAGAGAAGCGAGCUAUGGUAAAAAAAAAUAGACAAUUUUAAGUGAUGUCAUAAUUUGGCACGCAAGAAAGUUAAUGAUAG